UAUCAAUGCGAUAGAGGGGGAGAGGGGAGGAUCUGAAGUCUCACACACGGCGCGGACGCGGACGUGUGAAGUGCGUCUGUGACUGCGCGCGAGAAGCGGGCGCGCUGCCUCGCGAGUGCCCAGGCUGUACUGCGCGAGCUGAGGCGAAGCAAGAAAUAACGCGACAGGCACUGCCGGGCUCCUAGACGCGAGAACUGAGGCGCGCUCCCGGUCUGGACGGACUCACUACUACUGACUGACUAGUGACCGCGAACGAGAGCGCGCAGGAGGGCAGUCGCCUUAGUAACCUGAGAGACGAGUGAAUCGGGAUGGCGAAAGAGGCGAGAGUGGUUCCUCGCAAGCAUAGCGCCUCCCAUUGGCGGAUGCAGAACAUUGCGCAGGAGUCCAUGGAUAGCUCCGACGAGGAGUUCUUCGACGCUCGAGCAGAUGUGCUGGAGGGGAAGAGCGCCAUCCUGCUGGGCAUGAGCCAGUGGAACUCCAACGACUUGGUGGAACAGAUCGAGACCCUCAGCCACAUGGAUCAGUCCCAAGAGACCCUGUACCGGCUGGGUCGCCCUCGCUGCGGUCCCCAGAACAGCAUUGAUGGCCUGGAGGAUAUGGAGAGGAAGUGCAAGACCCAUGUCCUGAUUCUGGUGGUUCAUGGCGGAAACAUCCUGGACACAGCGGGCGGUGGCCUGGGUUCGAAGGCAGACGACACGGGUACCCUGGCCUCCGUGUUGGAGAAGGUGGCACGUGCGCACUUCCAGGCAGCUGCGGAGCACAUGCUCAUCAAGCUGGUACCUUGCCCUGCUGUGUGCGCUGAGGCCUUCUCCCUCGUCUCCAACCUGAACCCCUACAGCUAUGACGAGAGCUGCGUCUCCAGCAGCGUGGACCAUCUACCGCUGGCUGCGCUGCCCCUGCUGGCCAUUGCGUCUCCGCACUACCAGGAUGCCGUGGCAACCGUCAUCGCCCGUGCCAACCAGGUGUACCAUGCCUUUCUUCAGUCCCCAGAUGGGCUGGGCUUCACAGGGCAGGUGUGUCUGAUAGGCGACUGCGUGGGGGGCGUCCUGUGUUUCGAUGCCCUGUGCUUCAGCGGCGGCCGGAAGCCUGGCAGCCCCAGCAGCGACAGCGAGAACAACAGCACGGAGAGCCUGAAGGACAACCCCUUGAUUCGGACCGAGGCCGGCUGCGGCCUGAGCGCCAGCAAGCGUCUCAGCAAGAGCAACAUUGACAUCUCGGCCCCUAGCGGCACGGCCACGCCCCCGUGUCAGCCGCUCAGCAGGAAGCAGAGCGACUCGUGUGACGGCGAUUCGUCCCAACACCAUGUCUUCUUCAGCGGCAGUCUCCUGCAAGAAGAAGGGACUCUGCGGACAGGCAGCAGCACUCUGCUCCGGAACCCGGGGCGGUUUGACUUCCAGGUGGCGGACUGUUUCCUUCUGGGUUGCCCGCUGGGCCUGGUGCUGGCUAUGAGGAGGACGGUACUUCCGGCCGUCCAGGUCUCCCAGCUGCGGCCCGCCUGCUCGCAGAUCUACAACUUGUUCUACCCCUCGGACCCCUCUGCGUCGCGCCUGGAACCCCUCCUGCACCCCCACUUCCACCGACUGCCUCCCUUUGCUAUGCCACGGUACCAGCGCUACCCGUUGGGCGACGGCCGCUCCGCACUCAUAGCCGACAGCAUCCACGGCCACCCCGAGGUGUUCUCGGAGGAGGGGCCGAGCCCAAAAGAAGAUGAGCCAGGGGGGGAUGGGCCACGGCGAGCCAGUCUCACUAGUGUCAGCAGUGGGAUGUCGACCUGUUCCGUGGGCUUCUUGAGCAACACCAUUGGCAACAUCUCCACCUUCUGGUGGGGGACCAAGAGGCUGGACUACGCGCUCUACUGUCCGGACGUCCUCACAUCGUUCCCCACUGUGGCGCUGCCACACCUGUUCCACACCUCCUACUGGGAGUCUACAGAUGUGGUGGCCUUUGUGCUCCGCCAGGUGAUGCGCUGCGACUGCCUAAAGGCCCAGGAAGCGGACAACUCCGAUUCCGCCCCCUUCUCCCCGUCUAGCCCCCGGGAAAAGUGGCUGCGCAGGCGAACCCACGUCAAGCUACGGAACGUGACCUCAAACCACAGGGUGAACGAUGUCAUCGCAACGGAAGACGGACCCCAGACGCUGGUCGGUCGGUUCAUGUACGGCCCCCUGGACAUGGUCACUCUGACAGGAGAGAAGGUGGAUAUCCUCGUGAUGAGUCAGCCCCAGUCGGGCCGCUGGGUGCAUUUUGACACGGAGGUGACCAGCAGCAGUGGCAGAGUGACCUACACCAUCCCCCAGAGCAAGAGGCUGGGUGUGGGGGUCUAUCCUGUCAGGAUGGUGGUCAAGGGCGACCAGACAAGCGCGGAGGCCUACCUGACGGUGCUCCCGCGGAGCAUGGAGUGUGUGGUGUUCAGCAUCGAUGGGUCUUUUGCCGCCAGCGUCUCCAUAAUGGGCAGCGACCCCAAGGUGCGCCCUGGAGCCGUGGACGUCGUCAGACACUGGCAGGACCUGGGCUACCUGAUCAUCUACAUCACAGGCCGCCCAGACAUGCAGAAGCAGCGUGUGGUUUCCUGGCUCUCGCAGCACAACUUCCCACAGGGCGCUGUCUUCUUCUCCGAAGGCCUGGUCCAUGACCCGCUGCGACAGAAGACCAUUUUCCUCAGGAACUUGAUACAGGAGUGCCACAUCAAGAUCAGCGCUGCCUACGGCUCCAUGAAGGACAUCUCCGUGUACAACAUGCUGGGUCUGGGUCCUUCUCAGAUAUACAUAGUGGGCCGGCCGUCCAAGAAAUACCAAAACCAGUGCCAGUUCCUCAGCGAGGGCUACGCAGCACACCUCUCCUCUCUGCAGUUUGGCCACCGGACGCGGCCCAAGAAGAGUCCGUCGGUGCGCAUGGUUCUGCGCAAGGGCUCCUUCGGCCUGUCCGCCAAGCCCGACUUCCUGUGCAAGCGCACGCACCUGCGCCGCACCAUGUCCGUGCAGCAGCCUGACCCGCCCUGCACCCCGAACCCCAAGCCCGAGCGAGCCCAGAGCCAGCCGGAGUCGGACAAAGACCACGGGGGGGGCGGCGGGGCCCUCUCCGUGUGGGGCCGAGGGUCCAUGCACCGUGGAGACACCACCCCCUGAGGAUGAGAGAAGGAUGGGAACGAAGGAUGGUGGGGGGGGGGGGGGGGGGCAGCGCGGAGGCCAGGGACACACAAAAAUUGAGAACCCUGCUGAAAUUACACCCUCUUCUGCAACACCUUUAUUGGCCCCUCUGCUCUGUGUGGUUUGAAGAUGCUUUUCCAGCCCAUUGAGUGUGGGACGUAAGCUGCUUACCGUCACUUUCCUUUAUUCCCGCUCCGGAAGCCGGGCAAAGUACCUGUACAUGCACAACGCUGUAAGAACAAGACUGUAAUGAGUCCCACCUGUGUUGGAGAAGAUUGCGUUCACAAUGAACUGAUCGUAAACCAGGCUUUGGUUUUUUCCAAUUAAUGUUUUUAUGGACGUGAUUUCAGUGGAGGAACAAACAGGUGCUGUCACGGAAUUCCGGACGGGGUAAAACCGGCCCGGUGGAGUGAAAGAACAAGUAGUGAGGUUCCACAGGUCUCGUUUCCUGUACAUUCGUGCUGUGCUGCCCAGGCAGGGUGUGGAGCAGGCAGUCGGGGUGCAAAGUGACCGGCAGGAACUGGACCCCUCCGUGCUGAGGAAUUUUCGCUGUAAGCUUUACCGUCAUUUGGAUUCUGUAACGCGGGCGGUAAAUGUGGAAUGUAAAAUGCACAGCUAGAGACAAAGUCCAGUUUUCUGCUCCUGCCAUGACGUGCCCCGCGGUCAGAGGCUGCCACUCCUCUCCUGCAAUAAUAUUCUAGUUACUUAUAUGUUUUUAUACAUAUAUUGUACAUGUGAGUUAAUUUAGCAGUUUGUUCCUCUCUGAGCCAACAUGUCCAGGAUGUCUGCUGCUCCUGGGUUUUUACCAUGAAUAACCUUCUGUUACUGUGCUGGGGAGGGGGGGUACCUUGCCGAAGCAGGCAGAACCUCAGCGGGGAGUCCGGCGAGACCCUCGCUGAUUCAUUCUUGCACAUGUGAACCCUCUGCUCUUCAGUCCCAAGAGCCCCUAAGGGGUUUCUGUUGACGUUAUUCUGGGCACGCUUGACGAAAGUGAUGUCUGUGAGUUACCUGAGCGUUGUGGCAGUUGUUUUGUGGCGUUUACAUUGUAAUAGAAUGUGUGUGCUCCACUACUACAUUUUUUCAUUGUUAAAAUAGCACCGACAUGCUGAUAUGACAUCACGUGACUUUAUAAGGGGCUUGGUUGUGUUGGCCUUUUGCAAAUGGACCAUGUUUACUGUGCUUUGACUGAAGAAACCAACAAAAUAACUGUGGAGCACUGACGGGGACUUCUCAUGCUCCUGCUAAAAGCAGAAAUAGAUGAACAUACAAGGAGCAUGGAUGAUUGUGAAACGAGCCCUGAGAACACCUGUUACAUGGGGAAUUCUCUCCAAAGGUAACCAGCACUUCAACCAGAAGAUCAAAACUAAGCUGAAAUGGAACGAAAAUCUGUUUUUGGGAGCCUGCUGGUGGCUGUUGUCAGGAAAAUGUCAAACUCCGAACGACACGAGAAAAAGGCAAAGCAAAAUUUCGGGUGAAAGACUGGCACCGUAGGAACUCCGAGAUGUUUUUUGGUUGAACUGAGAUGUUUUCGUUGUCUGCCAAGUCGAUCCUGGAUGGGUCGGAUCCUUACCACGUCCCGUGAUCUAGUGUCCAGCCAGUAGGACUUUCAGCCCUGUGUUCUGCAUACUUAUUUUUCUAAGAGGAAUAACUUUUCCCUAUAGUAUUUAAAUAUAUUUUAAAGAGUCAUUUUUGAAUUGUGUUGUUUAAAUGGAUACUUGUCAAAGUUGUAUAUUGCCUUAAAUUGUAUUUUCAUGUCCCAGAGGAGGACAAGAGUUGCUUUAUAUUAUCCUUAUUGCUUGACCAAAGUAUACUAGUUUGACAUUAUUGGAAAAGUAUAUUGUGUCUUUCUGUACUUAAUGUUUUUUCUGUACUUUGUGUAUGCACAUAUAAAUUACAUAUGGACUAUUUUAAAAAUCAUGCUUAAACUGUGUCUUUUAGUAUUCGAUGCCACCCACGCAGGUUAAGGGGUACGACCAGGGAACAUCAAGAUGAAGCCCUACUGUUUACCUGUAUUUUGACAGAACAAGGAACAGGUGAC
Molecule: messenger RNA, 5181 nt
Organism: Scleropages formosus (Asian bonytongue)
Lineage: Eukaryota; Metazoa; Chordata; Actinopteri; Osteoglossiformes; Osteoglossidae
Gene: pitpnm3
Product: PITPNM family member 3
Exons: 20
Coding region: 309-3122 (937 amino acids)
Biological process (GO): phospholipid transport
Cellular component (GO): cytoplasm
Molecular function (GO): phosphatidylcholine intramembrane carrier activity; metal ion binding; phosphatidylcholine binding
Source: RefSeq, a predicted model, not a curated record